Messenger RNA from Ostertagia ostertagi, 300 nucleotides. The record is from the annotation of a GenBank genome assembly. Lineage: Eukaryota; Metazoa; Nematoda; Chromadorea; Rhabditida; Trichostrongylidae.
AUGAAAUUCGCUCUCAUCAUUGCGCUUGUGUUCGCUUUUAUGAUAUCCUCGUGCCUCUCCGACAACACCAAGAACCUGUGCAAGAGAUGUGAGAUCAAGAUGGACGCACUGAAGGCGCAACUGAAGAGGAAAAGCCAAUCGAUCAUCGAAGGGGUUCUUAAAAAAGACAUAUGCGGAAAGAAUAUGCCACCGUAUACUGCUCCAUUCUGCAAUAAUAUGAGCACAAUAAUGAAAGAGCUGCAGCACGGCGCGACCGCCAAGGAUGUCUGCAAGAAAUAUAAGUACUGUCCAGAAUUCUGA